GAGCCGAUGCCCAUUGCCAUGGUGACCAAACAUCGCUGGCUGGGUCUCCCAUGGCGCAGCGACUUGGAUCUGCUGGCCAUGGGCAUGGAUCGAAUCAGCGCUGCGGCCUCCCAUGUCUCCACGCUGGCGGGCUUGGUGGCCCGCGAAGAGCUUCCAUUAUCUGCUGCGGCCGGCGUCUUCGAUCUGCAGGUGGAAGCCUCUUUCAGGUUCGGCAGGUCUCUCUGGGCCCCUGCGUCUGGCAGUGAGAAGGCCGCCGAUGCGGCGUACGAAGGCUGGGCACGGUUGUUCCUGGGCGUUCCACCAUGGAGGGGGCCCGCAGCAGCGCUCGGCGAGAUGGGCUGGCGCCUGUCGGGGGCUGCGCGUCUAGUGGGCGAUGUGGCUUCCAGGAGAGCCGCUUUGUGGGCACUUCCCGACGGGGACCUGUACCGAGACGUAUUCCUGGGUGCGCACGGUUGGGAGGGGGCCACGUGGGCCAAGGCCUCCCAAGUCUUUCUCAGCUCCUGGGGCAUACCAGACUGGCCGGUGUGGUCCAUCCAGCACCCGGAGGGCACAAAGGAUGGAUGCAAGGCGGAGGUCCUGGACAAAUUGGCAAG
This is a messenger RNA of Prorocentrum cordatum, 593 nucleotides long. Lineage: Eukaryota; Dinophyceae; Prorocentrales; Prorocentraceae. The record is from the annotation of a GenBank genome assembly.